AAGCCGCGCGCCAGUCGCGCUCUCGCCUCCGACCAUUUUGAAUGUUUUUUUUGGCUGUUUUUGUGUACUGUUUUUACUACGAUAGUUUCGAUAAGUGAUUAUAUAUAUAUUCGUUUCGUUGUUUAGUUUGCAGAUAAAAAACAGCGAUGAACCUCGAGUUACUCGAGUCGUUUGGGCAGAACUACCCCGAGGAAGCAGAUGGCACGCUGGACUGUAUCAGCAUGGCUCUGACCUGUACCUUUAACCGCUGGGGGACGCUCCUGGCUGUGGGCUGUAACGACGGACGCAUCGUCAUCUGGGACUUUCUCACACGCGGCAUCGCCAAGAUCAUCAGCGCACACAUUCACCCUGUCUGCUCCCUCUGUUGGAGUCGAGAUGGACACAAGCUGGUCAGUGCGUCCACAGAUAACAUCGUGUCUCAGUGGGACGUCCUGACCGGAGACUGUGAUCAGAGGUUCCGCUUCCCCUCCCCCAUCCUCAAAGUGCAGUACCACCCCAGAGACUCAGACAUGGUGCUGGUAUGUCCAAUGAAGUCGGCGCCGGUUCUCCUCACACUUUCAGACUCCAAACACGUGGUCUUGCCGGUGGAUGACGACUCGGACCUGAACGUGGUUGCGUCGUUCGACAGGAGGGGAGAGUUCAUUUACACAGGAAACGCCAAGGGCAAGAUUUUGGUGUUGAACACGAACACUCAGGACCUGGUGGCAUCGUUCAGAGUGACCACAGGAACCAGCAACUCCACUGCAAUCAAAUCCAUCGAGUUUGCACGCAAGGGCAGCUGUUUCCUGAUAAACACAGCAGAUCGCAUUAUCAGAGUGUAUGAUGGCAGAGAGAUUCUCACCUGUGGGAGAGACGGAGAACCAGAACCCAUGCAAAAACUACAGGACCUUGUCAACAGGACUCCAUGGAAGCGGUGUUGUUUCUCAGGUGAUGGUGAGUACAUCGUGGCAGGCUCGGCUCGGCAGCACGCUCUCUACAUCUGGGAGAAAAGCAUCGGGAACCUGGUGAAGAUCCUCCAUGGCACCCGAGGAGAGCUGCUGCUGGAUGUAGCGUGGCAUCCUGUGCGGCCCAUCAUCGCCUCCAUCUCCAGUGGUGUGGUCUCCAUCUGGGCCCAGAACCAAGUGGAGAACUGGAGCGCCUUCGCCCCCGACUUCAAAGAGCUGGACGAGAACGUGGAAUACGAGGAAAGAGAGUCUGAGUUCGACAUUGAGGAUGAGGACAAGAGUGAACCAGAACAGACAGGAGCAAAUGCUGCUGAGGAUGAGGAGGUGGAUGUGACUUCUGUUGACCCGAUCCCAGCCUUCUGCAGUAGUGAUGAGGAGCUGGAGGACUAUAAGGCACUCCUGUAUUUACCCAUCGCUCCUGAGGUUGAGGAUCCUGAGGAAAACCCAUUUGGCCCACCUCCUGAUGGUCAAGGCUCCACCCCUGAGGAUGGCUCCACCCACAACACAUCCACAGACAAGAAGCAGAGACAGUCGUCUGCCGACGGAGCUCCACCCAAAAAGAAAGCUCGGACCACAACCAUUGAACUGCAGGGAGUCCCGAGUGAUGAGGUGCACCCACUGUUGGGGGUGAAGGGAGACGGGAAGUCGAAGAAGAAGGCUGCCGGCCGUCCGAAGGGAUCGAAAGGUAAAGAGAAAGAUUCGGCGUUUAGACCCAAACUGUUCGACAGAGAGCGAGACAGAGGGGCGGAGUUGGACGGGGCGGGACUAAAGGGAGCCGUGGUCGCUUCAGCGUACAAGCCGCAUGAUGUUCAGGGUCUGGACUGAGAGUGGACGGGACCGAUGGUGUGAGCCUGCAGCGCCCCCUGUCUGUGUGGAGACCCAACAUGCUGUAAAAGACUGUAGAAGUGCUGAGUGUGGGAAAACAUUACACUUGCUUCUAACUGUUCCAGGAUCAGUGUGUGACAGACGGGACACGUUUCAUUCCCCAGAACACAGCGCUUCCUGCUGAUGGACAGAGAUGGAGAGAGAGAGAGAGAGAGAGAGAGAGAGAGAGAGAGACUGGACAUUACUCUAGACAUUUUUUUCUCUCAGCACUAGCUGUGUAGUCAUGUUGAUUAUUAUAUUCAUCUUUUUUUACAAACCACAGCCAUGUCCGUGUGUGUGUGUGUGUGUGUGUGUGUGUGUGUGUGUGUGUGUGUGUGAGACAGAGAGUUUGCAUGAGUUUGUUCCCGUUUUUUU
Messenger RNA from Hemibagrus wyckioides, 2183 nucleotides. RefSeq names its product retinoblastoma binding protein 5 (gene rbbp5). Gene Ontology annotation, molecular function: protein binding. The transcript is spliced from 14 exons. Gene Ontology annotation, cellular component: Set1C/COMPASS complex. The record is from RefSeq and is a predicted model, not a curated record. The coding region runs from base 147 to 1769 and encodes 540 amino acids. NCBI's taxonomy places the organism in Eukaryota, Metazoa, Chordata, Actinopteri, Siluriformes, Bagridae.